CGUCAUAAUGGUCGGGUCCUGAUUUUCCAGGUGUCAUACAACCUGGCCUUGUUGCCACCUUACUGCUGAUACAUAAUCCGUCCAAACAAGGCAACAGACUCUUUGGAUACAAGUGGAUUUCUGCUUUGAUGAAACUGCUGUUUUUUAAAGGUGUAGCCUUUAGGAUGUGCUGAUUGAAUUAGUUUUGUUUCUCUUGCAAAUUGUGAUAUAGACUUCAUGGGAAUUACAAUGGGUAUGUGCGGCUCCAAGGAGGAUAAUCCCAAGAAUAGGACAUUCCAUCUUCAGACGUGUCUGGAACACGAAGGUGGAAUCAACUGCAUGGCCCUCUCCGAGGACGGAUCAGUCCUGGCCACGGGGAGCGAAGACCGCACCGCGCGGCUCUGGAGCACGAAGACGGAACGCUGCGAAUGCAUUGGGAUCCUAACCGGGCACGAAGACUACAUAAACUGCAUCCUAAUCGAGGAGAAUUUCGUUGUAACGGGCUCCGCGGACAAAUCCCUCCGAAAAUGGGACAUGUCGUCAUGUGAAUGCGUCCUGAUAUUCCGCGGACACAACUCCCUCCUAAAUCGAAUUAUAUGUAACGGGGAUUUCAUCUUCAGCAGUAGCUACGACAGGACUGCCCGCUGCUGGGACUUUGAAUCUGGGGAGUGUAUAAGGGUCUUCAACGGUCACAAGCGUGGCGUCUACCCGCUAGUAUUCAUACCAGGGGAGGACGACGUGCGCGAAGACAGUUUGGAGUUGGACGCAUCUCGAGACGUCCUGAUCACGGGUUCGGCAGAUUUCACGGCCAAGUCCUGGUCCUUUGAGACGGGGAAGUGCUUAGUGACGUAUAGGGGCCACACGGGGUCUGUGACCUGUAUGGCCACGGACCCGGCGGGCAAGGUACUUUUUACGGGCUCCUGUGAUGGGACGGUCCGCAGUUGGGAUAUAUCAGACGGGGAAGAACUAAAGGUAUUCGAGGGUCAUCAAAAUGCUGUGAUUUGUAUGCAGGUUGUGAAUAAAAUUAUGUACACAGGGAGCUCAGACCACACUGGCCGGUCCUGGGUGACGGAGUUCGGUGAUUGCACUAGGAUAUACCGGGGACACAAACACACCGUCAGUACUAUCAGAUUCCACGACGGUUUUAUUUUCACAGGCUGUGGUGAUGCAUUUGCCCGCUGUUUUGACGCUAAGUCCGGAGCUGUCAAGCGCACUUUCAAAGGCCACGAUUCCGCCAUCAAUUGCAUUCAGAUUGUGGAAGAAAGGUUGUUUACCGGCUCCCACGAUUGUUCUCUCCGAGUUUGGGAUAUGUCUGGUAUCAAGGACGACUCCAUCGGUCUUGUUGAGCGAGAGAGGGAGAAGGAAAAGGACAAGGAGAAAAUCAAGGAAAUCGAAAUGCUGAGCGGGAUGCCGCAGGUCGAUGGAAAUCAAAAUGGCUUACAAAAUGGCGUUCAAAAUGGCGUUCAAAAUAGCGUACAAAACGGCGUGCAAAAUGGCGAUGCAAAGAUUAUGAUUGACGAUCCUUUUUGUAGUGUUAAGAGUAAUGGAGACACUGAGCACAUGAUCGCACAGGAACCACAUGAUCAGACAAGAAUCGACCGAGAGUUUAUUGACAUGGUGUAACGCGCAUGCGUAGAUGGGCUUGAACUGUAGAGGCACUUCGGAAUGUUCGGUGCCAAGUGCAUCCGAAAAUGUGUUAUGUAGUGCAUUUGAUCAAUAAUGGCUUCAAAUCUCCAUACCAGUGGUCAUUCUGUAAGAACCAAAAUUACUUCUGUCUGACGUCGUCAUCAUUAUCCAUCAAAACAUGAAGUCUUACCAAAAUAUCACCCUGUGAUUGAUUCAGUCCCCAGCAGUGCAGGGCAAGCAGGCAGGACGGCAUCUGAUUGGUCGAUACAGCAUAAGAUUUCCCAAAAUUGCUUGAAGAAAGUGGUGAUUGCAUAACUUGGUGCAAUGGUCAAGGACAUAAAUAAGAUAAGCUCCGUCCAGCGAUAGACAAAAAUUUUGAUUAUUUUCUGAAAUUCUUGAUAUUGAUGUGCAAACCGCACGCGCUGUGUAUUCAAUCUAGAGAUGCCCUUCGAUAACUUGAAUAUGUGAUAAUGAAGCAUUACUCUUUGUAAAUACAAAUGUACAAAAUACAAAUAUGUAAGUAACAUGUGCCAGGAAGCAUUCUUAUUUUAUUAAUGUUACUAUCAAUUGUUUGCAGCAACUCUGUACAUUUAUGUAGAUGGUUAUUGAUGUAUAGGAACUACUUUCCAAUCACAUUGCACCAGCACCGAUUGAGGCAAAUCUAUGAAAUAAGGUGGGGCCAUUUGAUAUUGUGAGUCGACCUUUCUUCAUCCAAUACUCCAAGAAACAAAUGUUUGUGAGCAUCUGAAAAACAUUUUAGUGUUUUUCCGCCAAGACAAAUAUGUGCACCCCUUGAAGAUUUUUCAGCGAUAUGAAAAGCCUAAAGGUUUAUUUUCAGCCUCUCAGAAAUCAUCAGGAGUCUUUCAUUGUAUUGAAAAAAACUCGAUGGGGUGCAUGCAUAUUUGUACUGAUCGAAAAACCUUUUUUUAAGGCAAAAGUUCAGAAAAUGUUAUAUUUAAGAUUGUAUACAAAUCAAUGUGCAAUUUCCUCGGGAUAGAUCAGCUACCGUAUUGUAUCAGCACCUCAUGCGUCAAGAUGGCCUUACCUGAUAAUGUGGCAAGAGGAUGGAUUUCACAGGCCAACACUGAGACAGACACACAGUAUGGUGUUAGGGAAAAGGAUAGAGACUCGGUACCGCCAACUGGGAGGCAAUAAAGCUGACAUCAUAUGUCAACAUUAUGUCACUAAAGGGUGAUGUGAAUCAUGAACAAUCUCAAUUAUAAGCUAGUACAUGUGAUAGCUGUAUGUACAUGUAUCUAUAUAAAUAAACUAUUGCUCUUAAAUGUCUUUCUACACUGUAGUAUUAGUAAUUUUGAGCAAGAACAAAUAUUGAAAAAGAACAAGCUGCCAGAGAGUUUUUAUAGUUAAUUGUUAUUUAUUAUUGUUAACUUGGCCUCAAAUGCCUAAUGACGAAGUAGAAUAUUUAAAACAUCAAUGUGCCAGCUUCCUUCUUCAAUUGUUGUUUUUGCAUUACUAUCAACAUGAUAAAUGGGAGUUAUAACCAAUUUCUUGCAUGCAUGCGUACACGUAUGUUCUUCUUAGACUUGUACAAAGGUUUGUAAUGGAGACCAUGAUUACUGGGAAGGUGUGACAAAAUGAUCCAACUGUCCAACUUAUAUGUUGUAAAUAUGUAAAUUGAUUGAAUAACCACACCGCUGUCUGGUAAAGAUAGUGCCAAUGCCUUAAGAGAAUAACACACCUUAACGUGAAUUUUCAAUAGAUUUAGCCUAAAACAUAAAGAUAUGGAGGCCCUGUCUUGUCACCUGACACCAAACUAAACAACGACAAAUGAUUGGUGGGCAACAUUUUUAAUUACAUAAUAAAUUAAUUUAAUCUUUGGGGAAUUUCACCAAAAAGGGUUGGGUUAAAGGUUGACUUACUUUUCUCCUAGAACACACCAUGAUUUUGUUUUUUUAUUCACAGAAGCACCGCCAAAUUGUGUUUUGUGUUUGCGUAUAACCAGUGAAUCCAACAAAUAUAUGCAUACAUGUACACAAUGCACUUUUACACGGCAAUCAGGUUUGCAGAAGUGAGAGUUGUGUUUUGAUCUUUCUGAUCUCAUUUCAAAAUACCAGAAAGAAAAUACUGUAUGUACAUUUUAAAGAUAUUUAGUAGGAAAUAUCGCUGGACAUCAUUAUGCGCCACUGUAUAGAAGAGUAUUUAUCAAUUUUGUAGAUUAGUGUAUGUAUAAACAUCAGAGACACAUCAAUGUACAUUGUAUAUAUCACAUUAUCUUGUACACAUGAAAAAUGUAGUAGAUUUGUGUCUGCCAUCUCUAGAAUUCGCCGAAGCAAACUGCAGUUUGAUUGGACCUCUUGCCCCACGUGAGCAUUUUGCACCUUUGCGAUAUCAGGCUAACCAAAAAACACUGUCGGAUCAUUUUGGUCCCAUGGAUCUGGCUCAUGGAUCAAAAUAUUGUCUUGAAAUUUACGAUAUAUCCGUCCCUGAUAGAUGGAAUCACGCUACACCUGUAAGUGUACGAAUUACUGCGCAAGAGUUCAACUUCUCAAAAAAUCAGUUCUUGAGAUUUUCAGAUGGAGAGAUGAUCUUUAUUUUUGAUUCAACUCUAAAAAACAUACUUUUCAACAACUGGUGAUUGUAAGUAACUAGUAAUUACUAAGCCUUUUUGUUAAGGACUAUACUUAUUCAGUGACGUUAUAAUCAGUGUGUACAUCACAUGUGUAGAGUAGGCCUAUCAACUGUAACACAAAUAGCCAACAUAGAAAACAUAUCUCUCGUCGUCAGAACUGAACUAACGUUCUUACAUGUUCGAAAAAAUAAUAAAAUUUAUUAAUUUAUUUACACUGGUAUUAUGUUUGGAGAUACCAAGAGUUCGAGUGGGUUAACAAUGUUUUUAAUUGACUUUGCCAAAUAUGAUUCAUAAUGUAUGUUUAGUGUCCUCUCAGUGAAAUCUAACUUCGCGCACAAAUUGCCUAUACAUCGGAUUAGUACAGUAAUGAUGGCCUACAUUGGGUACAAAAAAUCUGCAGGGGCUACUAGCUGCAGACUAGGUCCGAAAUUUAUAGUCCACGGUGAACCUGUAAGCGUCUUUCAAAUGCAAUUUUCUCAAAAUGGUCAGAAUAUCAUUUCGGAAACUGUUCUGAUGUUGUGAUAUCCUUCCGAAGUUCCGAAAGCCAUUUCUAAAUCAACACUGCGCAUGUGCAAGAUGUUGGUCAUAAUAAUGGGUCAUCUCAAAAUUGCUUGAUUCCGUAACAGACCAUUUUUGGUCGAUUCCUACCACAAUUUGUUUUUCAAACUUCUGGCAUCACUCAGAAAAGUUAAUGCAACGUAUCAUUGUUCUUUCGUCAUUGGAGAGGUGGGAGAAUCAGAGAGGAUAUCAUCUGUUAAAGCAUCAAGCUAGUUUGAGUGAUUCCUUAGGUCUCUGUCAACGAUAGCAAAUAACUGUGAUACAAGCAUUUUGUCGCCGAAUGACUUUAGACACAUUGGGUGAUAUGAAUAAAAAUUAGCUAGUGCUUUUACUUCGAAUUUGUACAGAAAGGCCUAGUGUAAAUGUACAUGGAAUUGUAGAUAAAAAGCAUUUGCUAGUCUUUAUUCAUAUCACCCCAUAGUCACGUCACGAUUCAAUUGGUACUUAUUAUAUGUUGUCGCUGCGGAAGUGAAAGUCCCGAUUGUGGGCCGCAAAAUCUGUGCCGCCCUAAAACUCAUACGCAAAUGAAGAAAAAUAUGCCGUCUUUAGCUCCUGUUUAUAGUUGAAACGGAAUUCCGCGGACUGCUUUUACGGGAGGUUGUUGCGGGAUACCUUCGCGGUGAAUCAUGCGGAAAGUAAUUUGCCGGCCUUCUAUAUCUUCGUCAACCGUGCACGUCAUCUACUCGGAGACGAGUGAUCAGAAUCGUGUAGUACAUGUACGUCAUGUACAUGCCAGUGUACACAAGCAAGAUAAACAUACAAGAUGUGGUACUUCUAGCGGUUUUUUUCAGCGUUUAUCGGUGUAACAGGAAUCAUUAUCCCCCAGGCAUAUUGUUCCACUUUUAUUGUUAAGCAUAUUGAUAACUGAAAUACAUGUAAAUUAUUUAAAAUAUCUUUAAGCAGAAGAUUUGUAAAGGGGCGGUGUUCCUUUUAUAUCGAAAAAUACUGUUGAGAAUAUAAGAUGAGAAAAUAAUAUUAUGUGUCUUACUAUAUCAUGAGGGAACACCAGGCCUACCUUUUCUGGGAUAAAGCUGUAGGGAGUGAAACACAAUUGGUGUUAAACACACACGUAUUGUACUAACAGUGAAGCAGACCUGGCCUGACAUGCUGAAGUGAUAGACGUAAACCGUUGUCUCCACAGGGGUAGUCUGGGGCCAUCCUUUGGUCUCCACAGACGCACACUGGGAAAUAUUUAGGCCUUGCUGUGAGGGAGUAAGACGAAAGAGAACAGGCUUGGUGUUUUCAUUACUCUGCUGCUGAUGCACAUUUCGUUAGAUCUCGAUCUCUUGUUUUUUGAUAUACCUUUGAUAAUACCACUGAUAACAGGAUAACUCGGUAGUUUUCACUGUGUGGGCCCAAGUUGACCUCACCAAAAACUUGUGAUAUUGUUGUAAUCUAUCAUAUUCAUCGUCUUUUCACUCGAAGCACGAGUCGAGGAUUGUAUAAAGCUGUACAAAACCAUUUAUAUGACUGUCCUUAGAGUGCAGAAGACAGUACGUAGACUAACUGGCAAAGAGAGAAAGUUGUUGACCUCAGCCUUUUUAGAGGAGAACUGUCCAGGGUUACUUUACCUGAUGAACAUGUACCAUGUAUUUCAACGCUUAAUUGUACACUAAGACUGUAUAACGCACUUUGAAUCCUGUAUCAAAUAAAUCGGGUUGAUUAACUAAACUGUUUGGUUUAUUACCUGCAUCUUCUGCGAUGACUUUCAAGCUGGUGUAAAACCAGGAGAAUCUCGGUAAGAUUUGGCGAGAUAUCGCACAUUUUUCUACGUGUAAGUGGGCAUGAUCAGCCACAAUUCACAUUUUGUUAAUACGCUUACUGUAUUAAUAGAAGAGAGGGUGGCUCAACUCUCCCUGUGGCCCAGCACUCCCAAGCUUUCCCUACGCGUUCGGCCACGUGUCGGCUCGGCUAGAACUAGAUAUCGCCGUCGAAAGCCAGUCUAGCUACG
Molecule: messenger RNA, 6704 nt
Organism: Lineus longissimus
Lineage: Eukaryota; Metazoa; Nemertea; Pilidiophora; Heteronemertea; Lineidae
Product: WD repeat-containing protein 86-like
Exons: 4
Coding region: 217-1602 (461 amino acids)
Molecular function (GO): protein binding
Source: RefSeq, a predicted model, not a curated record